Asterias rubens (European starfish) is the source of this 1288-nucleotide messenger RNA. RefSeq names its product probable protein BRICK1-B. The record is from RefSeq and is a predicted model, not a curated record. NCBI's taxonomy places the organism in Eukaryota, Metazoa, Echinodermata, Asteroidea, Forcipulatida, Asteriidae. Gene Ontology annotation, cellular component: SCAR complex. Bases 109 to 348 code for a protein of 79 amino acids. Gene Ontology annotation, biological process: actin filament organization; cell motility; regulation of actin polymerization or depolymerization. The transcript has 3 exons. Gene Ontology annotation, molecular function: protein-containing complex binding.
AUAACAUUUACGAACGUACAGUUUGUGACAAAGUCAGAUUUCAAGAACCAGGAAGUGCGAAACUGGCGUUAAAUUUCUCCGAAAUAUUAGGAUAAAAUUGUGUUAAAAAUGUCUCGAAUGCGAAAUGCACCUCAGUCAACAGUCCAGCAACAAAUCCAAGACGACUGGGUGAACAGAGAAUAUAUCGAAGUCAUCACAACAAACAUCAAAAAGAUUGCAGAUUUUCUCAAUUCGUUUGAUACCUCCUGUAGAUCAAGAUUAGCGAUGCUGAAUGAAAAACUGACAUCGUUGGAGAGGCAAAUCGAAUAUCUGGAAGCGAGAGUCACAAAAGGAGAAACUUUGACAUGAGAGACUGGUGCCUGGUGGAUAAAAGUCCCAACUGUACGGAGUUAUACAUAACUGUAUUAUAUUAUAGUCAAGAAACCAGACUUUGUAAUUUAAAAACUCACUCUUACUGUGUAAAUUGCUUCCCCAUUAUUUUAUAUUUUUUCUCAUUGACUGGAAUCAUGAGAAGGCAAAAAUAUCACCUGAAAUGGUCUGGAACCUUAAGUAGAUUUUGAUAUCAAACUGUGUCAUGUCUUCGAGGUGCUAAACUAUAAUAUGGGCAUGUCCCAACCGGCUAUGGCUUACCUAUGGCUACAACAACAACACUGAAGAAAAGGCCUUUAGCAAUCCAGCCGUAGUCACUGCUGAAGUCUAGUUCAGACAUGACUGUUUUGUGACCACUAGUCAGUGUUGGUCUUCAACAUGGUCUGGUGGUUUAGAGUAUCAAAUUCAAGUUCUGGUGGUUAAGUCAUCGGAGUUUGGGUUUGAGUUCCUUAAGCAAGAUGCUUAAACUACAAUUGCUUCUCUUCACUCGGGGGUAGGGAUGGGUACCUGCAAGGGUAGAGGUUGAUAUUAUGUAUGAAAAAUCCACUAGGGCCACACGGCAGGCUUAGGGCUGUAUACUCCCCAGUGAGUUGAGAAAGAUUAAAGGAAUGUUAUUGGCCCAAUAACCUGGGUAAUAAUGUAAAGCACAUUGAUACGGUUAUUGUAAAAUGGGCUGUACAAGAACUAGUUAUUACCGGUAGCAGUCAUUAUUAUACUAAUGUAUUGGUCCUAAUUUCAUCCCAACUGAAGUAACUGACCCUAUAUCUGAUUUGUGAAGUGUAAAGAUUGGGCUGUCCCGACUCCAGCUGUUGCAGAACUCUGGGAAAUUGUACCGAGUAUACAGGUUACAAUUGUUGCACGCUGUGACGGGGUCCAUGGCAAUUUGUACACCCGAGGGGGAAAAUGGCGCCCGAGUCGA